AUGACUACAAUAAUCAAUCCCACCAAUAAUAACUACUACGAACCGGUCAGGAUAUUUCGUCAACCUGCUGCUCAUUCGAAAGCUACAAUUAAAUACAAUAAAUCAUGGCAGAAUGAUCAUAACGUCUACAAUUUCAAAAGCUCAAAUUUAAGAAAAGUGUCAGAUGAUUUCAAUGAUUAUUACGACACCAAGAAAUUAAGAUCUGAAUUUUGGAAUCUAAAUGUAAACCCUUUGAUUGAUUUCGACGUUAAUGGUAACCAAAUUGUCAUUGCUAACAAUUCAAUGCAAGAUAAUUUGAAUUUUUAUCAAAUAUCAGAUAAUUUGAAUCAAACAAAAUUAAAACCAAUAAGAUCAAUUACUGUACCAAAAUCUCAAAUAACAAAUUUAAAACAGAUAAAUUCUAACCUAUUAUUAACUUCUCAUCAAGAUGGCGCUGUCAAUUUAAUCACUUCUAAUCAUGAUAAUUCAUCAAUUGUUAAAAGAUUCAAUCAAGCUAAAUUUAUGAAAUCUACUUUAACUGCUACUAAUAAUAAUAAUAAUAAUAAUAAUAAUAAUAAUAAUACCACCAACCUUUCAAAUACCCCUAUUCAUCAUUUAGACUCGAUUAAUGAAUCUAGUUUCAUCUCUUCUAUCAAUGAAUCUAUUUUCAUCUAUGAUUUGGAAUACUCAAAGAGACCAAAUUAUCUUAAUAAUUUUAAUGGAUUAAAUUCAUUUGUUAUUAAAGAUGAUAAUUCAAUUACAUUGAAUUGUAAAGAUGGAUUAAAAUUCAUUGAUUUACGUUCAAAUUCUCAAACAAUUCUGAAAAUUGGUAAUUUUAUCACAAGUGAAUUCUUAAAUAACGGAAAAAUUGCCACUUAUGAAUAUGACUCAAAUAAGAUCAAAAUAUUCGAUUUAAGAAAUACAAAGGAUACAGUGACUGAAUGUCUUUUUGAUAAUCAGAGAAAAAUUGAUUGUAAACAAAUUAAUUGGAAUAAUUCCAAAAAUGAAAUGUACGUACUGGAUUCAUUCGGGAAUUUAUCAAUUUGGGAUAUGUUACAUGAUUCAAAAUAUAGGACUUUCAAAAAUGGUUUGACAAAAUAUGACAAUAAAACAAGUUUAAAUAACGUCGUGGAAUGUGGGGAUAUGAUCGUUAGAAAUGGUGAUAUUGGUAAAAUUGGUUUCAGUAAUGCAAAUGAUGGUAUAUUUGGUAUGGGUUUAAAAGAAAUUAGUUACCAUAAGAUAAUAAACGUUAUGGAAAAAAUUGUUACCACCAAUCCGGCACCAUCGAGUGAUUCUGAAAAUGAAACAGAUGUUAGUUCCAUUUUUGAACCAAAUUUAAAUCUUGAUUCACCGCAUAUUAAAAAUUCAUAUUCAUCAGAAAAUUCAUUGACAUCAACUUGCAAAAUUAAAUAA
This is a messenger RNA of Kazachstania africana CBS 2517, 1392 nucleotides long. It is a transcript of the gene DSE1, whose product is annotated as Dse1p. NCBI's taxonomy places the organism in Eukaryota, Fungi, Ascomycota, Saccharomycetes, Saccharomycetales, Saccharomycetaceae. The coding region runs from base 1 to 1392 and encodes 463 amino acids. Gene Ontology annotation, molecular function: protein binding. The record is from RefSeq and is a predicted model, not a curated record. The transcript has a single exon.